ACGUCAGCAAACUACAUCGUUUUGCUAAAACCGGUUGUGCUUCAUUUAUUAUAAACAUGAGUUUACCUGGUGGCAAUCAUGCAUUAUGUGUAACAUCCAGUCUGUUUCGAUAUUUGGUAAACGUGCACAAGGACAGAGCUGCAGUUGGUAAACUAGUGUUGGCAAAAGUCGACAAAUGUGUAUUUGGAAAUUUAUGUACUUAAUUUUUGUAUUAUCAAGCUAUUAGCCAUAUUGCAGAUUUGUUUUGAGGACCCUCUGAAAAUGCUUCACGGACCCCAAAAGGUCCGCCCGACCCCAGUUUGGAAACUACUGGCGUAGAUGUUCUGACAUUAUUGACGUAAAUAAAUAUUAUUUUAUGACUAGAUUUUAUCUUGAUCUUCCAUUUUGCAUAUUCAAAUUUAGUUCAAAAUAUUCUACUACGUUAUUAGAUUGCGAUAGUUGACGAACCGAUUGACAGUCCGGUAUGUCAAAAGAAAAGCAAUUAUUUUGUGAAAUAUGUGGAAAAAACUUUAAAACAGCAAGUAAUUUGAAGAUGCAUAUGAGAAUUCAUACUGAAGAAAAACCUCACUGUUGUAGGAUAUGUGGAAAAUGCUUUGCGCAAUCAAGCAACCUAACUGUUCAUGAGCGAAUUCACACCUGUGAGAUAUGUGGAAAAGGUUUUUCACAAGCCGGUAAUUUAAAACGUCAUAUACAAAUUCAUACAGGGAAAAAACCAUAUCCCUGUACUUUUUCGCAAUCUAAUGAUUUGAAACGUCAUAUACAAAUUCAUACCGAAGAAAAAACAUAUUCCUGUGAAAUAUGUGCUAGAUGCUUCACAAGUUCCAGUAAUCUGAAUAGGCAUAGGAGAAUUCAUACAGGAGAGAAGCCAUAUUCUUGUGAAACUUGUGGCAAAUGUUUUUCGCAAUCUAGUCAUUUGAACACACAUAUGAAAACUCAUUCAGAUGAUAAGCCAUACUCUUGUGAGAUAUGUGGCAAAUGAUUUGUAUCUUCUUGGAACAUGAAUAAACAUAGGAAAAUUCACACUAAAAAACAUCCUACUCUGCUGUGAAACAAGUGGAGAGUGUUCCAUAAAAAUCCAUAUACGAUAUAAACAGUGGCAAAAAAAUUUGUAGAACUUCUGAUGAGUGAUAUGCAGUGGUGGGUGAGAUGAAAAAAUAUGUAAACACUUACAGUCAACCACAUGCAAGAUUCACGUUUGAAGAGAACCAGGCUCCUCUUUGCAUGAUGCAAGUUGAAAUAUGUGUCUGAAUAAUGAUGUUUUUCAAUUACUUUUUUUCUUUUCAGAAGAUAUUAAAUUUUGGCAAUUGUGUCUUUAUGUAUCUGACCGUAUUAGUAGAGUAUGUUUUGUAAUUACUGAAUCCGAAAUUACUGUAACGCUUUUUCUUUCCUAUAUCGUGA
This is a messenger RNA of Styela clava, 1398 nucleotides long. RefSeq lists its product as uncharacterized. The record is from RefSeq and is a predicted model, not a curated record. NCBI's taxonomy places the organism in Eukaryota, Metazoa, Chordata, Ascidiacea, Stolidobranchia, Styelidae. Gene Ontology annotation, biological process: regulation of transcription by RNA polymerase II. Gene Ontology annotation, cellular component: nucleus. Gene Ontology annotation, molecular function: DNA-binding transcription factor activity, RNA polymerase II-specific; RNA polymerase II transcription regulatory region sequence-specific DNA binding.